Messenger RNA from Homarus americanus (American lobster), 4886 nucleotides. RefSeq lists its product as uncharacterized. NCBI's taxonomy places the organism in Eukaryota, Metazoa, Arthropoda, Malacostraca, Decapoda, Nephropidae. The transcript is spliced from 6 exons. The record is from RefSeq and is a predicted model, not a curated record. Bases 712 to 1569 code for a protein of 285 amino acids.
ACCUUUAACGGGAGAACAUCGCUGGUGCGUCGCUCUGGCUUUCAUCACUGUGCACGCGUCUGACAUCUCCUUACCUCAACCCGCCACCAAAUUUCUAAAACCUAGUUGACGAUAACGCAUAAAGAAAAAAAAUCCAAGUAAUCCAUACUGAUCAUACUACACUGAUGGAUAUAAACACUGUAUCCUAAGGGAAGAGUAAAAAGGAGAAAUAGAUAUUUAUAUAUACAGUAUAUAUCUAGCGUGGUGGAGGCGAGUGCUUUAUCCCCCCCUCCCACCCCCUCUGUGAGCGCUCGCGGGAGAAAGACACUCGUGGUGCUGUCUACCCAGGAACCUGCCACCACCACCACCAGAUCGUGAGGAGACUGAGGCACUACACAGCCACCAUCAACAGUUGAGGACUCGUCCGUCACGUCGUCACAGGUGUUGGUGGCGAGGCGGGAGUGUGACAGUGUUGAGUAAGUCUCCCUACAGCAGCAUCAUGAGGGCGAGGACCGACACACGCCAGGACAGCGGCCGUGGCUGCCCUCACACCACUUAGUUUUCGCCGCCUCCAUCAUACGUCGCCCCCCGAGCCAGCAAGUGCAGCAGCAGGAGCCAGUCUGAGUGGCCACCCUGAGUGUGUACUUGCCUUAGCCCCAUCAUUCAGAAGACAACUUUGGAGCGUGGUGCCUACUAAGCACGUCUCCUCCAGUGUUGACGCCCCGACAAACAAUGGUAGACAACCCAAUGUACACCCGUAAGGAUGAUCUCAUGGUACGUGUUGGAGGCUGCCGACCUUCAGGAUCUGCGGCUGGAUCUGGAAAUUUCAUUGUUGGUGGUGCCACAAUGAGUUCAGGUUCAGAUGGCUCCACCAAAUACAUGCUUCGUGAUGCCACUCCCGUACACAGCAACCGCAUGAGUGUCAUGAGCAUGGGAAGGAGCCGUAAUGAAAGAGCACACCAUUCUGUAAGAACACCUACACCUGAAGCCUCCAGAUAUGAACCUAACUUCAUGUUAGGUCCCCCCUCUUCAGAAUACUCCAAAUAUGAUUCUUGCUACACAAUACGCCCAGCAUCUCCAAAAACCUCCAAGAAAUCUGAAUCUAGAUACAUGGUCCGCCCAAAACUUCGUCCAGACAAUAGAAGUUUCGACCCCAGAAUCAUGCUCCAGCCACCAACUCCAGAGAUGCCAAGAAGUUUCGAGACCAGAUAUACCAAUAGCCUCAGGAAGGAUGGCAAACAGCCGGAGGCUGGCACUCUAUACGACUCUUAUUGGCACAUUCCUCGAGCUUCACUCUGGUGCUCAAACAAAGGUUGUGUAUAUGAUACACAGCCCUGUACAGACUGCCAGUGGAAGCAGGACGAAUGUUCAUCAACAUGUUCAUCAGUCAAUCCCCCGCCCACCUUCACAGCACUAGACAACUACCGGCCAGUCAGACCACGCCCCAAGUGCCACCAGUGCAGCUGUGGGAUUAUCUUUGCCAUCACUACCAUUUUCUCUCUCCUUGUUCUCUUACUCAUAACAGGCUUCAUCAUCUACAUAGAAAUGGUUCUGAAACACCAAACAGCCAACGUAACAGACCGGAUGUAAACCAAGAGGCAUUUCUUUCAUCGCCAUGAUGGUAUUUGAGAAUAUGUAUGUACGUUUGGGAAAAAAAAAUUUUCUUGUACCAAAAAAUGUAGGUGUGAAGCCAACAUCGCUGAGAGCCUUAUGCCCUCUGGUUCUUAUACCAAAGACUUUCAAUCACUUUAAAUGAGUUCCUGAAUAUCUGACAAUAUCUUCAAAGUGAAGAUACACACACACAUACACAGUCACCCAAAUGUUACAUUGAGAAGGUUAAAGCCUUAAUAAGGGGAUACAGUAUCAUUAAAUCCCUCUUUUACCUGCAUGCUAAAGGUUUGGUUAGUUUAUCACCUGUUAUUAAAAAACAAUUCUAAGUAAUGCCUAGCCUGGAAAGAACACAGCUUUGUCCUUUUCAGUCAACAGUCUUCUAUGAUUGACUUAUCAUAGUAUCCACUUGUACGGAUAAUGACUAUGAAUAUACCUGUAGGUAUUCAAUCUUUCGUGUUUUUGUUAAUAUGAAAGAAUAGUUACAUAUGAGAUCAACUGGAAUUCAAAGGCUGGCCUGGGACAUAAACUUUCCCCUUUCUCAAUUCAAUCAAACGUUGAUGAGUUGACACAAAGAAUGGUUAAUUUAAACAUAUAGUAUUUAUGUCUUUCAAAUCUGACUUAUAUGUCCAUGGCACAUCACAGCUAUUUGCUUAGCAAUUUUAGUUUUUAUCCUCCACAAUGAGAUAGGACCUGUUAGACUAGGAGGAACAUCUUUCAUCAAAUUCUAGGAUAUAAUCUGUUCCACAUUAUUUAAUACAUAACUAAAGGUAGAGCUGGCAAAAAAAAUUCUCAAACAGCUGGGCACAACAGAUUUCAGAAUGAGCAGUAUGGCUCUUGUUAUUUCAGAACAGUUGGUAUGCCUGGUUGUGAAGUAACACUCAAUAUUUCAUCAUAACAUAUGUUGCUCGACUUUAUAUUUACAGGUGAAAAGAAGUAAUUUAAUUUGCAAUAAAACUUCCUCAGAGAGCAAUAUGCAGAUUUCUCAUUUGUUUGUCACAUUUAAGACACUUAGAGCAUUCAAGAACUUUUUUUGCUCAACUGUACAUACAGGUCAUUGUCAUUAAUAUCAGCAUAAGAAAAGUUGCCAAAGUGGACCUUAGAAUUUGGGCUGAUGAUUAUAGUCAACAUAACCAAAGGGAAGUUGCUUCUGACAGCUGAAGGUAUUGCAAAUUUAAUUUCAAACAGAAGAGACAAGCCAGUCCAAAACGCAGAAAACAUUACCAAUGCCAUUUCAAGAUCAGAUUAUUAAUAAAAACCUCCAAAGCACUUACAUAUUUUAUGGUCCAUCUUCUAUUAACAAGAUAAUCUGAAAUAAUACAGGUACAUACUGUAGCCUCACAAUUUAUGCACUGGUAAAUCAGUGAAACAUGUACCAUAACUACUGAUCACUUGGCUGAUGUUACAAGCUGUGUUAACGAUUUCACUUGUUAAAUACUGUACUGAUUUUUGUUUGGAUUUAUUCCAUAUUCACUAUGGUAUUCAAUGAUUUUGUACCAACAGAUGGCAUCUCCUUAAUAUGGGCCAUUACAAAGUCGGAAGUUGCUUUCAACUUUGUAUUAAUAGUCUUAGCUUAAUUUGUGGCAUUAUUCCACUAAUGGUGGACCAAGAUUUAUUGAUAUAUCUCUUAUACAGUAGAUCUAAUUUUGUAAAAUAAAUGAUUACCGUAUAUAAAGUAGCAUAAAGUAUUUAAAUAAAUUCCUCGCUUAUGCAUUACUCCCUCUACUUUAAAGGAUUGCAAAUCUUAUAAAAAUGCUAUCAGACACUUAUCCCUUUGUUUAUUGUAAGGUCCUCAGGGUAUUAGAUAAAAGUGCCAAACCUUUGUAAAUAGCAAACAAGUCACAUUAACUUUGACAGCAAUAAGUAAGGACAAUUUUAGUAAUUUUUUUCUUUCUGUGUAUUGUACUGUACGUGUAAUAUGACAUAUUAAUAUGAUAUACUCUGUCAAUUACACUCUUUACUGAAGUCUAAAUUCAAGCUACAACUUGAAGAUCUAAUGACGAACAUACACAGAACUGAAGAACAUGACUUGCUACCAUAAUGCAUUAUACAAAUUAUCCUUAGCUUGGUAGAGCUCAAGGGCUCAUAAAGUCCUUCUGAUUUCUUUUUUCAUGAAGGGUAAUGUAGUCUACCCUUCAUGUGAGUAAAAGUAAAUUUUGUGGCUCUGAGAGAGAGGGACUAAUUAUGUGAACUUGGGUUGUGGCCCAUAAUGCUGAUAUUGUCAGGUGGUUAUCUGUGAUUAUCAGUCAUACAAAUGGCUGUCAUUUACUGACUUUAUGUUAACUUGUUAUUGAUGUGUAAUUUAAGAGAGAUGCUGUUCCAUUUAUCGUUUUAGUGUGACUAAUAUCACCACAGAAGUAAAUUUUCAAUACUUAUGAUCAAGUCUUGAAAAUUUAACAUCUCUAUGAAGAACACCAACCAGAAUACAUGAGGGUUUAACUACAUUAGUAAUAAACAAAGAAAUUUAAACUCCCUCUUGUAAACCACUUGCAGAAAAUGUAACUAAACAAAUUUUACCGUGUAACAAAGAUGCAAGUAACUGUACCUGUAUUGUACACCAAAAAGUUAUCUGAUAAUCUACUGUUGAUAGUGCUUGUAAAUCAUUCUAAUGAAUCAGAAUAUAACUGAGGAAUGUCAUUAAAGCAUACUAUCAUAUCAAUUCAUGGGUCAACCUCUACUAUAAGUUACAUACCGUAUAAGCUCCCUUUGGGCACACUGACCAAAUAAUCUGUGAUUCCAAAUGGUUAGUAUUCUCUCUUUUUAAAUACCUGUACAUUUAUAUGUGUUGAUUACUUUAAAACCAGUGUAAUAAAUAUAUCUAAAAUAGUUUUAAGAUUUUGGCAUUCAAUCCAUUAGCUUUUUUAUACCAUAAUGAUAAAUGUGUGAAAAUGUAUUUUGAAUACAGUACAGUAUUUAGCUAGUGCUUUUGCAUUGAUUAUUGGCAUUCAUUCCACUUAAAGUUUCUGGUUAAUUGUUCUGGGAGAAAAUAUUAUUUCUUUAAAUAAAAUCCCAUCCCCCCUUAUACAGUACUGAUUUUUCAUAUGUGCAAUUCUGUUUUUAAAUAGGUACAAUACAGAGAAAUACUGUACAGUAUUCUAUUACUGUCAACAACAUGUAGAGUCUCCCAGUCUCAUUAACUAGAUUAUGUGAGAGCACUGAAUUGAUACUAUUCCUACCACAGUCUCACUCAAUUAGCACUUAUUAAUGCAUAAUGUUUAAAUUAUACAUCUGCGAAUUUGCUUUUCUGUGAAGAGCAUUUGUUACUUAAUGUACGACUGUAAAUAAAAUAUAAAAGAAUA